This is a messenger RNA of Physella acuta, 659 nucleotides long. RefSeq lists its product as uncharacterized. NCBI's taxonomy places the organism in Eukaryota, Metazoa, Mollusca, Gastropoda, Physidae. The record is from RefSeq and is a predicted model, not a curated record.
ACAAGAGUCUGUUACUCUGUUAGAAGAAAAAAUUGUGGAGAAUGAUGUCCCUUGCUGUCCUGCUGUGUGUUGCUGUCCUGUCCUGGUCAGGUCCUAACCUCUCCAGCGGUCAGACCAUCAACAUCGACCUGACCAAAGGCUUCAACUACACCACGCCCAUCUACUGCCCGUCUGCUGUGGCGGGUCUCAGCGACUGCAAGCCGUCUGCUUGUUACUGGUCAGGGUCAAGGUCAGAGUGCUGCAUGUACCGCGCGACUUACAAUGGAAUAUUGGUCGACCAGUGUAAAUGCAACUAUAAAGUCAACUGCACCGUUGUAUUGACUACCACUACAGUGUCAACAACUACAACAGAACCAUUUUUGGAUGGAUCACCACAAUUCUGUGACGCAUAUACUCCGACUACACCCAAGAACUGUUCUAGCAUCGACCCAUGUUUUAAAAAAUCAACUAGGGCUAGCUGUUGUUAUUUAAUCUCAUAUGCAGGUGGAAAAUUUGAACAAAAGUGUACUUGUGAGGAUAAAACGCUGAUGUGUUAGAAGCUAAACCUUAUACAUAAUGGACUUCCAAAACGACUUAAUCCUAUUAAAAAAGAGUUCUUAACCUAGAGAGCAUAUAAUACAAAGAUGUUUCACACUAACAUGGAAAUAAAUAUAUUAAAG